Molecule: messenger RNA, 2092 nt
Organism: Exophiala viscosa
Lineage: Eukaryota; Fungi; Ascomycota; Eurotiomycetes; Chaetothyriales; Herpotrichiellaceae
Exons: 7
Coding region: 222-1934 (570 amino acids)
Biological process (GO): regulation of DNA-templated transcription
Molecular function (GO): zinc ion binding; DNA-binding transcription factor activity, RNA polymerase II-specific
Source: RefSeq, a predicted model, not a curated record
CCAACUUCAUAUCUUCAGCUCACGUAACCUCGGAAUUUGGUGUGACGCCUUACCUGGGAGUUAUGGUGUCAUCGCAGUGCACAAUUGUAUAAUCCCGUCGGAGCCGAGGUAAGCUUGAUUGCAUCGCGAAUGAAACAGCCUAAUGUCCAGAACCCUCAAGGAGCGCUUUGGUGCAUUCUAGAGAGGUCCAGCCAAGGCUUGAACACGCCAGACACAACAAUAUGCCAGUGUCACUCAAAGAAGGCCACAGAAAGGCGUCCGCAGCAUGCGAAACCUGUCGGUUGAAGAAGGUCAAAUGUAAUGAAGGUUGGCCUUUAUGCAGCUAUUGCAGUCGCCAUGGGUUCAGGUGCGACUAUGCGAAGCAACGUCCACUAAGCCAUGAAAUACCUUACACUCUCCUCCUCGAGCGUUUGGUCCUGGCAGAAUGCAGGUUGAAACAGCUGGAGCUCUCCUCCAGGGUCCAGAAUCAUCGAAGCACGACUCCAGCGAGCGACUGGAGUGGACCCGACGAUGCCUCCUCACCAUUGCAGCUUUGGUCAGAACCCGGUCGAGUCGCUGCACCCCAGCAUAGCCUAAGAACGCGACCGGAAAUGGGCAGUGCUGACAUUACUUCUCCUGUUGAGAAAGCGGGCUGCUCCUCAUCUGAGGCUUUGACGAGGUCAUAUUAUCUCGGCAGAGCUCCACUUGCAUGCGAGGAAGAACGCCCUCCAUUUCCAGAUCUUGUACUACAGGAACAGCAAGCUUCAGUCGAUGAUGUGAUGCCAGCUGUACAACAGUUCCAGGAUUACGUGGGCAUGUUAUACCCUAUCUUGUGUGACAGUACCAUGUUGAAACUUUCGAAUGCUGUCCUCAGUCAAGGCUUUGGAGAAAAUCUUCAUUCAUGCCUUAUUCUUCUCAUCAUCGCCAUGACAAAAGCACAUGAGAAAGGUGCAUCUGUGGACAGCGGCUUGCUGGACUUCCAACGAGCUAUGCAAUUGCAUACCCGGCUAAGUGCCAAAUUGAGCUUGGAUUACGUUCAGACAUUGUGUUUCUCUGCAUUGUUUCUGUUGAGAAAGAGUCGACUACUUGACUUCAUCAUCACAUUACACUCAUGUUGCACUAUGCUGCAUAUCUUAAUAACGAGAGACCAAGGUUCGGGCAUUAAUCGACCACGGAAUGAAAGAAACAUGAUUGAAUCACUAUUCUGGGUUUGCAGAAAUCUUGAACGCGAUGUGGUGAAUGAAAUCGACGACACGCUCCCCAGCAGUAACCUUGUACAAUACGAGGAGCUUUUCUCGCUACCACUACCAUGUGAAGAAUCAGUAAACAAUAUGCCAACAUACAUUCGCAAUAUCUACACUUUCUUCUUGGCCGAUACCUCUCUGAGAGCAAUACUGGAAAGAAUUCUGGCAGCCUCUAGCCUUACAAGCUGCAUGCAAGGGUUUUCUGUGCAGCUAGGCUGCAGAUCCAAUUUGACGUCCACGCCUGUCAUGCAGGAAAUGCGCCAGCAACUUGAUACUUGGGUGCUCCGUUUACCAACCGACUUUGACUGGUCUGUUGAGCCAGGAUGUGGCACACCAUCCCUGGUUGGGACCCGUCUUAAACUUUUGUAUUGGUUCGCACGAUUUUCCGUGCUGAGGGCGACAAUGCUCCAGAUUCUUUGCGAGUCACCCCUCGAACCACGCUUACUGCAGUGGGAACCCUUUCGAGAAGGCCUACAUCCGGCACUGACCAUGCUGAGAGUUUACCUCGUCGAACAACCAGACAUCGAUGUCCUUAUGGCGAACAGGAUUGUCACCGUACUGGGCUUGCUAAGGAAGGUUGCUGCUGUAACUCCCUGUGCCAUCUUCACCGGAGAGAAUGUGGAAAAUACUGCACGACUCGGAACAAAAGUGUUGUUGAGCAAGAUGCAUGGCUAUUCUGAGUGGAUAACAUGUAAAUUGUGUAAUAUGUAGAGCGAGUCGACAAAUGCAACGUGCAACAGCUCGCCAUCUCCCAUCCAAGAGUGCCUCAGAAAUAGCACAUUCAUAAUGUCUGACGAAAAAUCCAGGUAUAAAAAUCUGUGACCUCAACAAACUCAGAGCAUCGACUUAUUGCGGCUUCAAUGAAUGUG